CCCGCCCUCCGCGCGGCGGAGGCGACCAGGUUGGGCGUCAGGCCGCAGCAGCCAAUGGGAAGCCCCGAAGGCCGGGCGGCCUGGAGACAACGGGGCCGGCCGGAGCGACGAGGCGGAUGCUGCUCGCGGCGGCAGGCGGGAUGGAGGCGGCGGCGGCGGGGACGGAGGGACCCGCUCGGAAAACGCGGAGGCAGCGGCGGCGUCGGCGCCGGAAGGCCUUCUGGGGAGCAGCCGCCGGGCUCACCCAGCUGCCCUUUGGCCCUGGCAGCAGCACUGCCGCCCCGGCUGGAAAUGGAGGCGAGGCCAGCCAGAAGCAAGAAAGGGUGGCUGUUCCUCCAGACGCUGAUCUUGGGAUGAUGGCAGGGAUCCUACCGAUCAGUCCCCUGGUGUCCGGCUUGGGGAUGGUGCCACCACCAGCUGUGUUGGAUAGGCCAGUGGCGAAGGAGAUCAUCCAUUACAAAAGUUGCACCCUGUUCCCUGACCCACAUCUCCAUCCUCCUCCUCCGUGCCAAAGACCUCCCGGGUGCAAGACAGUAUAUGUUGGGGGACUGCCGGCAAACAUGAUGAAAGAGAUCAUUAAAGAGAUUUUUGAGACAUGUGGGGAGAUCGUAGCCCUUCGGAAGAAUAGCGACACCUUUUGCCACAUCCGUUUUGCUGAGGAAUACAUGACAGACAAAGCUGUUCAACUGUCUGGUUAUCACGUCAGGCUGGGCUCCAGCACCGAUAAGGACGACAAUGGGCAUCUCGUGGUGGAUUUUGCUAUAGCCCAGGAUGACCUCUACGAGUGGGAAUGCAAGCAGCGGGAAGAGGUCCGAGAGGAGCGUCGGCGCAGGAGGCUGGCAGAAGAACGCCACCGCCCUCCCUCUCCGCCUCCGGUUGUCUACUCAGAUCACGAGUGCUUUAUUGUUGCUGAGAAGCUGAAAGAUGAGGCCCAGUUUUCAGAAGCAGUGCAAACGUUGCACACCUGGAUAGAACGUGGUGCAGUGACAAGGCGAACCGCCAAUAACUUCUACUCCAUGAUCCAGUCGAUCAACAGCCACAUUCGCCGACUGCUGAAUGAGAAAGCAGCCCACGAGAAGGAAAUGGAGGAAGCAAAGGAUAAAUUCAAGUUGGCUGUCUCAGGGAUUCUUGCGCAGUCCGAGCAGAUAGUGGCUGUGCACCAUUCUGCCUCCAAACAAAAGGCUUGGGACCUUUUCACGAAAGGGCAGCGCAAGAACCUCCGUGUGUGGCGCAGUCAAGCAGAGGAAAUCCGUAACAUCCACAACGAUGUGCUGAUGGGGAUCCGAGAAGAAGAGGAGAUGGAGAUUUCCGACGAAGACACAGAGCUGGAAGAAUCAGGGAGCCAGAUGCAGUGCCAACCUCCUCCUCCUCCUCCAGCUUUAAUAGCAAAAGCGGAAGCUCUGAAAGAAGAAAACGACAGCUUGCGUUGUCAGCUGGAUGCCUACCGGAACGAGGUGGAGCUCUUGAAGCAAGAGCAGAACCAGGCGGGCCGAGGGGAGGCCUCCCGCCAAGGCCAGAAGCUGAAAUUCCUGCAGCAGGCUCUGCAAGGCAUGCAGCAGCACCUCCUGGAACUACAAAAUGAAUGUGAAAGAAGGGAUGCCGAGCUGGACAAAGCAAAGGAGGAGAAAACACAGCUAGCCCAAUUGCUCGAAAGCCUGGAAGGAAAGGCCCAUGAUGUGUCUGCCGUCUGCUCGGUGAGCCCGAAGGAGGAGAGCAUGCUUGGAAGGGGACUUGGCAGCAACCUGAUCAGAUCAGAGAGGGAAGGUUUGCUCGUGGGGAUAAUCUCCACCUUCCUGCAUGUGCACCCCUAUGGAGCAAGCAUUGAAUACAUCUGUUCCUACCUCCAGCGCCUUGAGAGUAAGAUUUGUGCUAGCGAAGUGGAAGCUCUCCUGACACGACUCCAGCACACCUUCAAGCAGGAGAGGAGUGGCAUCGGAGCCAGUCUGGAAAAGCGGUGGAAAUUCUGUGGCUUUGAGGGCCUGAAGAAGGCAAUGUGACCCUGAGGCCCCCAGGCCUUGGGACACAGCUGCUCCUCCUGCAUCCACGGGUUGCACAAGCUGGCAUUUUCUGCAGAGACAGAGUCUUCACUAGCUGAGUGAGAAAACGGGGGGGCCAAUUUCUAAGGGCUGAAAUGUUCCUUUGUCUUUUUCCUUCUUGUUUUAGUAAAAAACAAACCAACAACACAGCCCCUUUGCAGAGAACAGCCUGGCAUGUUCUUUGAAUCCUGGACUGCUCUUUGGAUCUUUGAUACUUUUAAAAACACCACUGGCAAAAAACAUCUAAAUAGCUGGUUUUUACAUGGUUGUCUCCGUCAGCCCUCAAAAUGUGUUUACUUUUAAGAGCAGAACAAGGAGCUGCGUGCAUCCUGUGAUAUUUAUUUUAUUUAAGUUGUUGUCCUGUUUUCUAUAUUACAUGGUAGAGGCUAACAAAUGUUUAAUAAAAAACCCCAAAUGAUUUAGAGCUA
This is a messenger RNA of Hemicordylus capensis (graceful crag lizard), 2464 nucleotides long. It is a transcript of the gene ENOX2, whose product is annotated as ecto-NOX disulfide-thiol exchanger 2. Gene Ontology annotation, molecular function: protein-disulfide reductase activity; RNA binding. Lineage: Eukaryota; Metazoa; Chordata; Lepidosauria; Squamata; Cordylidae. Gene Ontology annotation, biological process: ultradian rhythm. The record is from RefSeq and is a predicted model, not a curated record. Gene Ontology annotation, cellular component: plasma membrane; external side of plasma membrane. The coding region runs from base 117 to 1997 and encodes 626 amino acids. The transcript has 13 exons.